GCCCACUUUUGCGCUUGAUCCUACAGUGUUCAGAAUAGCGUGUAUAAUUUAUGUGCCUUUUCCACUACCGCGCAACUGUGUGUUUGUUCCUGUGAGUGAAACACAAAAUCAGCACAGGGGAAAUGUCGAGAGUUUACAUCGGAAGAUUGAGCUAUCGAGCAAGGGAAAAGGACGUUGAGAAGUUCUUCAAGGGCUAUGGGAAGAUACUUGAAGUUGACCUGAAAAACGGGUAUGGGUUUGUUGAAUUUGAUGACCCCCGCGAUGCAGAUGAUGCUGUGUAUGACCUGAAUGGGAAAGACCUGUGCGGGGAGAGGGUUAUUGUGGAACACACAAAGGGGCCGCGGCGGGACGGCAGCUACGGCUCAGGAGGAGGAGGCGGCGGUGGAGGAGGAGGAGGAGGAGGGGGAGGAGGAGGUGGUGGUGGACGAAGCGGGGGCGGGUAUGGGCGUGGUGGCAGAGACAGAUAUGGCCCACCAGCAAGGACAGACUAUCGGCUGAUCGUUGAGAACUUGUCCAGUCGCUGCAGCUGGCAGGACCUGAAGGACUACAUGAGGCAGGCGGGUGAGGUGACGUAUGCUGACACCAAUAAGGGGCGCAGGAACGAGGGGGUGAUAGAGUUCAGGCUGUACUCUGACAUGAAGAGAGCCCUGGAGAAGCUGGACGGUACAGAGGUGAACGGCAGGAAGAUCCGGCUGAUUGAGGACCGCCCCGGGGCCAAGCGCAGCAAGCGCUCUUACUCUCGCAGCCGCUCCAGGUCUCGCUCCAGGAGCCGUAGGUCCCGUAAGAGCCGCAGCCGCAGUGAGAGCAGCAGUCGCUCCCGCUCCAGGGGUGCUGCCUCCCGCUCACGUAGUCGCUCCCACAGCAAGAAGGACAAGGACAAGACCAAGGGCCGCAGAGAGGAGGAGCGCACCAACGGUGCCCACAAGGCCAAGGAUGUGGGCCGCAGUAAGAGCCGGAGUAAGAGCCGGAGUAAGAGCCGGAGUAAGAGCCGGAGUAAGAGCCGGAGUAAGAGCAAAAAGAGCAGCAAGAAAGAAGGGAAGAAGAGCAGGAAGGAUGAGUCCAGGUCUCGUUCCCGCUCUCGCUCUAGAUCAGCAGCCAAGGAUCGCUCCAGGAAGUCAGGCUCCAAGAGCCGUGAGCCGGCCAAGAGCGACAACGAGGGAGCUGCAGCCGAGAAGGGGGCUCCCCGCUCUCGCUCCCAUACGCCCACUGAAUCCAAACCUAAAUCCAAGUCAAAGUCCAAAUCUCCAUCUCCCUCCCCGGCCAAAGCCCGCUCCCGUUCCCCCUCCAUCUCCCGCUCAGAGUCCCGCUCCAAAUCUCGCUCCGCAUCUCGUUCUCGCUCCCGUUCUCGAUCACAGUCCUAAGCUAGGAUACCAACAUCUCCCAUCCAUUGUUUUUCCCCUCUGUUUCUUCUCGUCCCCUGCACCCCCCCCCCACACUUAAUUUUUUGUCACAUUUCUUUUAGUAUUUUUGAUAAAUGGUUGAAUGAAAAACCCAGGCACUCACGCUCAAGGUGUCUUCCCCAUUUCUUUUAAAUAUACAGUGCUUGUCGGUCAUUCUGCAUAUUUUUCCUGGUAGUGUUGUCUCUUAAUUGAGGUGUUAGUAAAAAUAUGAAAAUGUGUGACCUAAGUUGGAGGGUAUUUGCUUGGAUAGAUUUUUUUUGUAAUUUGACAUUUUAGUUACAAGUGCUGUAGUAAGUGUGUUAACCUUUUAUGACAUACUUAAGCAUACCGAGCUGUCAAUGUUGUGCAGGAGGACGGUUGUUUUGUUCGGUUGUAUCUUCUCAUUUUGUGGAAAAUCCUUUUACCACUUUUAAAAAAAUAAAUCCUGAUCUCAAA
Messenger RNA from Salvelinus fontinalis (brook trout), 1835 nucleotides. Its product is annotated as serine/arginine-rich splicing factor 4-like. Gene Ontology annotation, cellular component: ribonucleoprotein complex; cytoplasm; nucleus. Gene Ontology annotation, molecular function: mRNA binding. The record is from RefSeq and is a predicted model, not a curated record. The transcript has 6 exons. Bases 123 to 1361 code for a protein of 412 amino acids. NCBI's taxonomy places the organism in Eukaryota, Metazoa, Chordata, Actinopteri, Salmoniformes, Salmonidae. Gene Ontology annotation, biological process: mRNA splice site recognition; alternative mRNA splicing, via spliceosome.